Messenger RNA from Coccidioides immitis RS, 782 nucleotides. RefSeq lists its product as uncharacterized. The record is from RefSeq and is a predicted model, not a curated record. The coding region runs from base 45 to 524 and encodes 159 amino acids. Lineage: Eukaryota; Fungi; Ascomycota; Eurotiomycetes; Onygenales; Onygenaceae. Gene Ontology annotation, cellular component: mitochondrion. Gene Ontology annotation, molecular function: oxidoreductase activity. The transcript has 4 exons.
GUUAAUCCCGCCAAACAGUGACCACCAUCAGUGCAUCUUCUACCAUGUUCCGCUUCCACAAACCUCUCGACAUCAUCACCCUCUUCCACAAACCCGCCCUCCCCAGUUCCCUCCGCGCUCUCGCCCUCCUCAAACAGGCCUCUGCCAACGCUGCCGAAACUGCCACCAUCGACCAGGCUUCAGAUCACUCGGCGCAGAACAAGCUCGAACGUCAGCGCCGCGAGCAGUUCGACCUCACCGUCACCGAGGAGCCGCCCACGCCGGAUCAGUUGAAGCUGAUCAUGGACUAUAUGGCGGCGGGGGCGGGCAAUGGCGGAGUGGGCGCGGGGAAGCCGGGGGAUUUGGUGAGCGGGGCGAGGGAUAGGCUGGAUGCGCUGAGAAGGUUGAAGGAGGAUGGAGAGAGGUUUGUGAGGCCAGUCGUUGUUGAUUGGAAUAACGGGAAGGCAGUUCUCGGGACAAACGAGUCUGCCAUUUUGAAGCUGCUGCAGGAUGAACCACCGCAUACACCUGAUGAUACUGCAUGAGGGCAUUUUCAUGCCUCGUUAUGAGUCUAAUCUACGAUUUUAUUCUAGUUCUCAGUGGAGGGCAAUAUCUGGCGUUAUGGAGGCAUUUAUGUGUAUGACUUGGGAGCCAUUCGUCAGAAUUGGGAGCCAUUCGUCAGAAGGAGGGUAUAAAUUGACAGUCUCUGUCCAUGGAAUUCUUAUCUAUGUAUGUAUGAGCUUGCUUCGAUGUCUGUAAAUCUGUUUCAAGCAUAGUCUUUCAAUGAAUCUUUGGGAAAUGGG